GAUAUCAAUGGAUUAGUUUCUCCCACCUCUUUCAUCUUUUCUAAGCAAUCACUCAAAGCAACAAUUAUACAUAACCUAAAUCUCUUCUUCUUCAUACAUCUAUAGCAAAUCCUCUUUUGCUUUUAAACUCACCAAAAAAAACACAUCUUUUCUCUUCCCCUUCUCUAUUCUGUUUGUACUUUUGGUCUCACUUUAAAAGAUCAUAUAUAUAAAUAGAAGUUGAAAUAUUAUUUCUGAGAAACAAUAUGUUGGAAGGUCUUGUCUCUCAAGAAAGCUUGUCCUUGAACUCCAUGGACAUGUCUGUACUUGAAAGGCUUAAAUGGGUGCAACAGCAACAACAACAACUACAACAAGUUGUGUCACAGAGCAGUAAUAAUUCACCUGAACUUCUUCAUCAGAUACUUCAGUUCCAUGGAAGCAACAAUGAUGAGUUGUUACAGGGUAGUUUCAGCCAAUUUCAAAUGAUUGGAUCUGGUUUUGGACCAAACUAUAACAUGGGUUAUGGUCCUCAACAUGAAGCUAUGGAUGGCUGCAUUUCAAGAACAAGUAGCUGCCAGAUGGAACCAGUGGAUACAAUGGAAGUAUUGUUGAAGAAUGGCACUAAAGAAGACAGACCCAUUUCCUUGAAGAACAAGAGAAAACAAGAGGUUAAGACAAGGGAAGAGGAAAACACAGAGAAGAAGAUUAAAGUAGAGGCUGAUACAGAGUCAAGCAUGAAAGGAAAAUCAAACAUGAGAAACAGAGAAGCAUCUUCAGAGACUUCAAAGGAGACAUUGAAGGGAGUUUCAGAAAUUCCGAAAUUAGAUUAUAUACACGUGAGAGCUCGACGAGGGCAAGCCACUGACAGACACAGCUUGGCAGAAAGGGCAAGAAGAGAAAAAAUCAGUAAGAAGAUGAAAUAUCUGCAAGAUAUUGUGCCUGGAUGCAACAAGGUCACUGGAAAAGCUGGUAUGCUUGAUGAGAUCAUCAAUUAUGUUCAAUGUCUUCAAAGACAAGUCGAGUUCUUGUCGAUGAAACUCGCUGUCUUGAACCCAGAUCUCGAGCUUGCCGUGGAAGACGUAUCUGUUAAGCAGUUUCAGGCUUACUUUACAAAUGUUGUUGGUUCAUCAAAGCACUCCAUAAUGGUUGAUGUGCCAUUGUUUCCGUUAGACCAUCAAGGCUCUCUAGAUUUAUCUGCAAUAAACCCGAACCAAACGACAUCUAUUGAAGCUCCAUCUGCAAGCUGGGAAUCUCAGUCACAGAGUCUCUACAACACAUCUAGCCUUGGGUUUCAGUAUUAGGAAAUAUUCUUGGGGGAAAAAAGAAAAGUCCAGCUUUCACAUUAUCUUGUUUUCUGAUAUUUAAACCAGAAGAACUGGAGAUAGCAAUCCAAUGGUCUUGUUACCAUCAAUCUUUGUGUAUAACUAUAUAAUAUAUAGAGAGAUAGAUAAAUAUGUUUUUAUAGGACUUAUAGAUAUGUCAUAUGUGUAGAAGAAAGAGAAAAAACACUCUUCUGGUGAGUACAUUUCUUGUUUUUGUUUUUGGAUAUAUAAAAAUAUCUAAGAAAAUUAUAAAUCAUUUUAUUGUUUCUAUUUUUUUUUCUGCAACUUGUAAAGGUUCCGAUCUUUCUAAGAUUCCAUUGUCAACGACAUGUAUCCAUCAUUAUGUUCGCACUU
Molecule: messenger RNA, 1655 nt
Organism: Camelina sativa (false flax)
Lineage: Eukaryota; Viridiplantae; Streptophyta; Magnoliopsida; Brassicales; Brassicaceae
Product: transcription factor HBI1
Biological process (GO): regulation of DNA-templated transcription
Cellular component (GO): nucleus
Molecular function (GO): protein dimerization activity; DNA-binding transcription factor activity
Source: RefSeq, a predicted model, not a curated record